This is a messenger RNA of Emericellopsis atlantica, 1156 nucleotides long. RefSeq names its product putative GNAT family acetyltransferase. NCBI's taxonomy places the organism in Eukaryota, Fungi, Ascomycota, Sordariomycetes, Hypocreales, Bionectriaceae. The transcript has a single exon. The record is from RefSeq and is a predicted model, not a curated record. Bases 226 to 912 code for a protein of 228 amino acids.
GACGAUAUAAAAAGGGGCCGCUAGCGAGCAGGUGACUGGCGCUUCCUUCCUUUGAUUCUUCUUUCCUCCCCUGCCCUGUAUCAUGAUCAUCAAUUAGCUCCAGUGUUGCUUGCCCCUCACCAGAACAUACAAAACAGGCGCUGCCCCCCCAACUCCCCCAAACAUCGACAGAUCGUCAUCUCCAACCACCAUCGCAUAGCUGCCGUACCACAAUUGCUGCCCGCCAUGCAAACCAAAAUCCGCGCUGCGACGCCCGAGGACCUGCCCGCCGUGGUCAAGGUGAUCCUCGCUGCUAUCAACAAGGAGCGCCUGUGGACCAACUUUGUGCCCUCCAAGACGGGCCAGGACGAGAGCUACGUCAAGGAGAUUGAGGCGCUGCUCAAGGAGCACCUGGACCCCUCCAAUAAGGACUGGGUCAUCGAGGUCAUUGACCUCGCCAAGAAGUCGCAGCCCUCGCAGAUCGUCUCGGUCGCCGUCUGGGACAUGUCCGCCGCCGAGGACGACGACCGCAAGAAGCGCGACGUCAAGACUGACAUUACCGACGACCGUCUGUCCGCCUACACCGCCGUCGUCUCCAAGGCGCGCAACGAGUUCUUCAACCGCUAUCCCCAGCACUCGUACCUGCAGCUCCUGGCCACGCACCCCGAUCACCAGAACCACGGUUACGCUAAGGAUCUCGUGCACUCCCACAUGGUCAAGGCCAAGCAGAAGGGCGGCGUCCUCACCACUCUCGGCGGCCCCUUUGGCUACAUCUUCUUCUCCGGACUGGGCUUCCAUGACCUCGGUCCCGUCUCCCUGCCGCCUGGCUCGGCCAGUGACUCGCACAUCAUCAAGGCCAUGUCGCUCACCGUGCCCAAGGAGGAGAGGAGGCAGUCCAUUGUCGACUCAGUGCUCAACUACAUUUCUAGCUAGAAUGCUUGCAGCACACAGUCACCAUUCGCAUUUGCUUCUUCAUCGUCAUGAGUCUACGGCCUUUUGAGCGGCUUGUCCAUAGCAUCGACGGGAUCAGGGUAGUAAUACAGUAAAUCCCCAUUCACAAGCCAGCAUUUCGGCUCCAGCGUCGAGCGCGACGCAUGACGUAGUGAGGGGUUCUCUGCAAAAGGCGGGGGAUCAGCCGCCUGGCAAGAAUCAUGAAGGCCAAGCGCCAAGAGCACAG